AGAAAUCGAGGAUAAAGUUUGUUUACCGGUGGUUGGAUUUUGACAGGAUGGAUCGUUUGACGGAUUGCCGGGACGACGAGUAACGUGAUGUAGAAACGGAGAAGUCAGUCACGUUGAGUCUGCUGUUUGCGAAAUUGCGAACGGAUUUCCGUGCGAACUGUCGAAUAGCGAAAAGGAUAAUCCUGGACGGGUUAUUAAUAAAAAGUGACGCAGCCACAGGAAGAGGAAAUGCUCGAUCGAAGCGGCAACGACGCGGAUAAUCUUGGAUAAAGUAUAAAUAAAUAUUAUCGAGAAGGCGACCAAACUUGCGUAAUCCUCGCGGCUAGAGUUUUCAGGCUCGAGCAGGUGCGUGCGACGGGCGCAUCUGGUUAAAUGACACCUGUGCGAGCGUAGUCGUGUAGACGCGUGAAACGAUCGACGAAUGAUCGUCUCUGGAUCCCGAUAAUCAGCGAAUGCGAAGUGAUCGAUCGUUGUAUGAAAAGGUGCGCGCCGUGCGCGUGCCGGCUUCGCGAGAGUGCCGGCGCGCCGGUGCACGAGCGGGUAAACUGAAUUUAACGUUAUGGUAACGUGAAUCGAUCGCAGAAUACCUUCACCCCUCGCCAUCACGAUUUUCCGUGUCCGUGCAUGCACGUAACGGCCAUCGUAAAAACUCUGCGAAGAAGGCGCAAAGGUAAUUGAACUAUCGGCCCGUGUUCCCCCUCCCCCUACCAUUUCCAGGCUAAAUUACCCCGGAGAAACUUUGUCGACUUUCUAUUCGUGAUAACAUCUCCAGCUUGCACGAGCAAAUUCGAGUGGUUCACGCGGUCUCUCGCGAAAUUUCCCGUGCGUGCACUUCUCAGUGGCGAGAUCCAUCGGAUCGAUCCGACCGGUCAGACUUCAAAGACGAGUACGGCAAAGAGAAAGGGGUGAGAACCGCAUACACGACCGCACGUUAGGUUCACUCGGAAGAAUCCUGGCGACGGACACGUGUUAAUACGCUGUCGGUCGUUUGGAGGUGAUCAAUCAGCUCGAAGAGUCUCUGUACCGGGGAAUCGAGUACGUCUAUCAAAAGAAGCUGGUAGAAGAUUAAUGCCUUACCUACUUAAGGUUAACGAGCGGAUGUGAACGUGUAUAUUCAAUAGCGCCGAUUAAGGUUGAAUAGUAAUUUGCUUAUAAUCGUGCAUCUAUAACGAUAUAAAUAAAAUUAAUGCCAAUAAUAUAUUAAACUUGGAAUUCUCGUCGAUUCGUCGAAUUUAUCUUUCAUCUAUGCGGUAUUCAAAGUAGCCAACUUUCACGUACGUCCCUUUGAUCGAAGAAAAAUCGAGAGAUCGUUCGAUGCAUAACUGAUUCCGAGAAGCUGCGCGUAUUUGCCAGAAAUUUCGGACACGUACGUGUCAGGAAAGAUUACCAAUCGGUGGAACGAACGAGUAGACUGACGACGAGGAUUCUCUUAGGUCGUUUGCUCGCGGGGAUCGUUAGCUUGUAAUCGACACUGGGGUCAGCGUUCGCGGCAUAAAUUUUUGUGCUGGCGGAAACCUUAUCGAGCUGCGUGCAGCUUGGAACGUUCACGAAGGUGUGAAAAAGAAGGAAAAAGAGAAUAAGAAGGAAAGUUGGUCUGUUUGUCUGGUCGAUAGAGCUACUGGUAUAUUUAUGUUCCACGAGAGCCCGAAGAUUUACUAGAAAAAUGAUGAAAACUGACAUCGAUGGCCCUUGUAAAGAUAACGUAGCACGUUGCUGGCGCGUUCGAAAUGUUUUAGAAUCCACAGGUCGAUAAAUUCAAGAUCGACAACUUUGGAAACUAGUAGAAACUUCCUCGAGACCGAAAUCAUCGGUGGUUGAAGAAAUUGGCAGCAGUUGAUCGAAGGAGGACGUAAAGAAAUUCUAUCGAAAAGUAACGAAACGGAGAAUCGUAUUUAUUAGUCGCUGCCUUAGAAAGAAACUUACGUGGUAUCGGAAUUAAAAGAUACCGUGCAUUCGCAGGCGUUCCACCAACGUGAAAUUAAUCGGAUUACGAGCCGACGUAGUUAGUAAACGAGGAAAGAACGAAUUACGACGAUUGUUCAGCGGACAAUUGGACUACUUGUUUCGGUGUAAUUCGAAGAAUCUCGACGUAAAGGGAUAGCGAACGGGACGCGAGACGCGUUGAGAAAGUUACCACGGAGAAAAGAGAAGGAUGCUCGUAAUCCUUCGCUGGAAAUCAGCACGGCCGAAAGCAAUUCCAGAAGAUAAACAAGUUCGCUGGGAAGCACCGGAUGCAGCGAUUGUCAUUGAAGUUGAUCAAACCUCGGAAUAGUUUAAUGGCCACGAUAUCAGUUAAACGGGCGAAACUCCUCUCAACAUCUCGUUGGAAAUACACUGUGGUUUAAACUUUUUAAUAGAAGUAAACAAUCUUUUGAGUAAAAACUAACUAAAAUAAAAAGGAGAAAAAUCAUGCGAUAAAAUAGAAGCAAGAUAAGAAUAUACAAUUAACAAUCGAAGCUAUCAAAUGGUUUUGAGGACACGGGAAAUCGGCGUUAAAGAGGAAAUCAAAUCAAACGCUGGAAAGUAUGUGAGAAAUACCAAAGAAAAUGACACGUGAAACGCGGUAAUCCGAACUGGAAUAGAAGCUGGCAUGCAACAGUGUGCCUGAAGGAGUCUUCUCAAGUCUCUUCAGGGACGUUGAACAAAUUACUCGGGCAUACACUGGGAACGCUCGAGAGCAAGAGGAAAGCCAUUAUCAAACAAUUGCUCUACAAAGGGGAACCUUCUCUAUUUUCUUGUACAAAACCUUCCAGCGUAAACGUGACGUUCGUGUUACGAUCGAAAUCCGCGAGAUCUUAUAUAUACUGAAAGAUCAAAUAAUCCUUUCAAUCCCAAACUUUCGAACUUUAAACGACAAGAAGAAAAAGGUAGUCGAUUAAAGCUAGGCCGGUUCACGCGAGUUUCGACGAUUAACCGCAAUUACAGCUACGUAGCUCGUGUUCUAGCGUUUUCAGACGGCCAGCGACGAGUGGAGGAUUUCGUGAAACGAGUAUAUCUACCGGCACGACGUGUUUCAUGGCCUGGAAGUAAUCCGUGGGAGCUUUUCGAAGCUUCGAGCGCCAGCGGUAUUGGUUCGUUAAAGAACCGAAAGAAGUUGGGGCGCAAAGGUAAACAGAGGGGAAAAGGGUAAAAUCGAAGUUUCGUUGGAACGUUGGCGAGCAAGGGAAAAAUCGUGUGUCACGGACGAGCUAUUUUGUACUUUGUCGAGUGAACGGUGUGCAAGUGGAACCGGAUGUAACGGGGGUGUCAGUCAACGGCAAUGACGAGUAUCGAAUUCACGUUGUCAGGCUGUCGUGAUAAAAACUUGACAACGAUAGUAAAAGUCUGUUGGAGAUCGUCGCGUGGCUAAGUAGACUAGAGGCGCGGGCAUGGUGCGGAAGUAGGUUUUCUUUCUUCCGGCUUCUGCUAGAGAAGCGCAGUACAAGUGGCUCCGAAGAGGACGAUGAUGUCUAGACAAAGCAAAGAUCCCGUGCAGAAGUGCCACUCGGACCCAGGUGCUGCAAGUACCGGCAGUACUCCUUGCAGCCCUGGUAAGCGAAUUUCUCGCAGAAUAGUGCCAGGAAUUCCAAGCUCUUCCAACACACGCAAAUGUGUUCUCACCUUGGACGGGUAUAGCUACGUGAUCGUUGCAUCUCCACCGGAUCGAAGAGUCACGAGAGACGAUAUUGCAGUGUCCUCACCCGGUGCAACUCCAAACGUUAAUGCAACUACAAGCUGCACUAGUACAACGUCGUCUCGAUUGCACAACCCUUCCUCGCCUGGUCGGAAUGGCCAGCUAUCGAAACAAGGUACAUUAACGAUAGUACGUCGAAGUUCUGGUAAGAGUAAGAGUAUCGGCGGAAGUUUCGAAAGUUCUCCGCCGCCGCACAGUCCUGACACUCUUUCGUCAAGCCAGUCCGUGGACCUUGAUGAGAUCCUUGAUAAUGUCGAUCUAACGACGGACUCGCUUCCUGCCGUUGACACCCCCGAUGCUUGCGACAAGGCUGCUCUCAGAUUGAGAUGCUUACUGAGGCAGCUUCAACAUGGCGAAAUAUCUGCAGAAUUACUUCAACGAAAUUUACACUACGCGGCACGCGUACUCGAAGCUGUCUUCCUCGAUGAAACCAAGGUGAAUUCAGGAGGGGUUGAGUGCUCUCGGUCAUCGCGUAGGGGUGCGAGCCUGUCAUCUGCAUCCCUGGGGAGCGGCUUGGACUCGGAUGGACAACAGGGCCACGCGGUGGUAACCCAGAAACGGAAGCUUCGCACCCCCGUAUGGGCAAGGCGGCUAGCGGACGAGGACGACGAACUGUCGGAGGUACAGCCGGAUGCAGUGCCACCGGAAGUUCGCGAAUGGCUGGCUUCGACCUUUACCAGACAGCUUGCGACCACGAGGCGGAAGGCAGACGAGAAGCCAAAGUUCCGCUCGGUCGCGCACGCCAUCAGGGCAGGAAUCUUCGUCGAUCGGAUUUACAGGCGGGUCACCAACAUCGCGUUCAUGCAGUUCCCGCCGGAAGUGGUUAGAGUGCUCAAGACUUUAGACGAUUGGUCCUUUGACGUAUUUUCGUUAAACGAAGCCGCAAUGGGAGCUCCAGUGAAAUAUCUCGGCUAUGAUCUGUUGAAUCGAUACGGCAUGAUCCACAAAUUUAAAGUCCCUGCAACAGUGUUGGAGUGCUUCUUGGGAAGAGUCGAAGAGGGUUACUGCAGGCAUCGAAAUCCGUAUCAUAAUAAUCUUCACGCAGCUGAUGUCGCACAGACUAUGCACUAUAUUUUGUGUCAAGUAGGACUUAUGAAUUGGCUGACCGACUUGGAGAUUUUCGCCACGCUGGUUGCGGCGAUUAUUCACGACUACGAGCACACUGGGACCACAAACAAUUUCCACGUAAUGUCCGGUAGCGAUACGGCUCUACUCUACAACGAUCGAGCCGUCCUGGAAAAUCACCACAUCUCCGCGAGUUUCCGGAUAUUGAGGGAAGAUGAAUGCAAUAUAUUACAAAAUCUAUCGAGGGAGGAAUUCCGAGAAUUUCGUUCGUUGGUGAUCGACAUGGUACUCGCAACCGACAUGAGCUUUCAUUUCCAACAACUGAAAAACAUGAAAAACAUUCUGAGCUUGGCGGAGCCUAGCGUUGACAAAAGCAAAGCUGUCAGUCUGGUUCUCCAUUGUUGCGACAUCUCGCAUCCGGCCAAAAGAUGGGAUCUUCAUCACAGAUGGACAAUGCAACUAUUGGAAGAGUUCUUCCGGCAGGGGGAUAAAGAGAAUGCUCUCGGCUUGCCGUUUUCUCCGCUAUGCGACCGUAACAAUACCCUGGUAGCUGAAUCGCAAAUAGGAUUCAUCGAGUUUAUCGUCGAGCCCAGCAUGCAGGUGUGCAGCGACAUGUUGGAGACGGUUCUCGCUCCGUUGAAUAUAAAGGAGAAUGUGGACGAAUCGAACGACGGAUCCGUUGGAGAAAGCAAGAGAUUCAAGAUCGGUAAACCUUGGAUUCCUUGCCUCGGUGACAACAAGAAAAUUUGGAAGGAACAAGCUGUUCGAGACGCCGAGGCAAGAGCGCAAAAGGAACAAGCGCAGAAGGAGCAAGCGCAGAAGGAGCAAGAGCAAAAGGCGAGCAGCGAGAGCCGCGAGGACAGCGACACGACGCAGCCAGCGUCCGAGGAAUGAAAAAUCCAGCGGGCCGUUCUAUUUUUCAAGAAGAUAUGUAAUUUUAGGCUACGAAGAAGCUCGUGAUUCCACACACAGCAGAAUAUCCACCGCGUUGUGUCUGUCUCAGUGACACGUCUAAACGAAUCGCGCGUCGCCAAGAAAGUGAUUUCCCUCGACGAUCGAGCGAACGCGCGAAAGGUCAAGUGUACGAUUAAAAAGAAUACUCCCACGACUAUUUAUACCGUUUGUUCACCACACUACAAACAAUUCUUCACCGAUUUCGCUGUAUUUCGACGAUCACUCCACCUUUUUAUCGAUCGACCAAAAAUUAUCGAUGUCUGUACGCGUCUUCAAUUUCUCGUCUUGAUUUUUCUCGCGGUCGAACGUAGCCUUUGCAUAAUCGAUGCCAUCGACAGUCCUUGCUCUUAUUCUCGCUCUUUCGUUGCCGAGAAAUCUUCGCGAUUUGUAAAUACAACAGAAGCUUCGCGGGAUUUUUCUUACGCUACGCUACUGUCGAGCAGGUCGCGGUCUUUUCGUAGCUUUUAAGCUUUGAAAGUGACGCCUUAACCAACGAUGUUCGAUCGUCGAACACGGUGAUACUAAACGUAAAUCGUCAUCGAAAGAAAUUCAAAUUUUAAGAAGAAGAUGGCUCAAAAUCUUUUUGUUUCGUUUGUGUGAGUGUCGCUCGUCGUAUUUUCUUAAAAGUUUAAAGUACAUAAAUAUCAUUCGUGAAUUCUUGGAAAAUUUACAUUAAAAAGGGGUCAAUAAAGGGAACAUUCCUUCGCAAUUGCUCAAUGAGAACGAAGAUUAAUUGUUGACUUUCGAUCGAUGAAAAAUUCAGUAAAUGUAGGUCAUAGUUGAAUUAUAAUACACAAUGGUAUGACUUGUACGUUCUUUAUAAAGUUAGCAUACUAUUCGAGGAUCGUGAGUUGUCGCUUAGUCACAUCAGCUUUUAACAAACGAUAUCUUUGCGAUUUUUGUUGCAUCAUCAUACAAGUAGUUUGUACUAUCUUUUGAUCGAAGGUAGAGCGUAACGCUCAUCAAAAACAUCGUGUCAAUGUAAUUUUACUCCUGAACAAACGUAUAAUUAAAAUUAGAAAAUUGUUAGGAUUAUAACUAACUGUACGAUGCGAUUCUGUAAUGAAAGCAGGAAACCUAUACUGACAAAUUUAAAGCAGUUUAGUAGCUACAUGUUGGAUUAUAAGGAAAAAAAGAAGCGAGCAAGCGAUUAAGGCGUUACUUUCUCAGCUUACUUUACGCGUAAAUAUUACUAUCAAAACGUAGAAAUAUAGUUGGUCGAGUUUCCAUCGUAAGCGUAGCCUAAAGUUACCAGCUGCAAUAGGCGGCAAAAAUCAAGUACACGUUGACACACACAUACAUCUACACAUGCAGCAAACAAACAUACAUAUAUAAAGAAAAGAAAAGAGAAAGAGAAGAUCGUAAACGUACUUACAAUUAGAAGCACAAUUGUCUGUUCGCGAUGAAGUGGUAGCGCGUGUGAAAGGACGCUAACAUCAACACGUCGACGGGUUUUCCAUAGCGUUUCACCAUUGGAGCGCUGUCUUUGUCCGUACCUGUUUUUUCUUACAAUUAGUGUAUAACUAAGAGCAUACGUUUUUUCAUAGGAACGAAGACUUUCAUCUUUGAGGGAAGAAAAGAAAUAAUAUUGAAUUCGAUCAUUGAACGAGCUAUACUAACUACUAACUGCUCAUAAUCCUCGUUUCUCAUAAAAUCCUUGAAAUUCAUAGUUUCUUAAAGUAUCGAUCAUUUGCUACGAGCACUGAGCCAAUCUCUUGUUCGUAAAUAAUAUUCUACGUUUAUAGGGAGGCAUGAAAUAAAAAUUAUUUGCUAUUUUCAUCUUUUUUUACAAAAUCUUUGAAAUUUCUAAUUUAUUGAAUUUUUUUAAGGAUACUAUAAACCCUGACUUAAACUCACGAACAUCCGUAGAUUUGUAAGUGCGAGUGUUUUGCGUAUAACAUUAGGGUAUCUGAGAAAUAUUACGCAACAUCGAUCAUGCUAUUCGAGUUAUGUUCAGAUCAUCUAUUCAAAUAAAAAAAAUAAAAAGGGUAAAAAAAGCUUAGGAGGCUGCUCGCGCUAAUUCUAAUGGCAUACAUUUCCUUCUUUGUACUUCGUGGAUUUAAAGGAUACGAUGAAAUCUCUAAUCGAGAUUCAAUUUAUUAAUAUAUAAAUCUAAUUCUAAUCGUGUUAUAUGUAAAUUCUCUUCGCUAAUGACCAAGUCAUCAUAAGGAAGAAUUUUCUUUUUCUUUUUUACAAAUACGUAAUAUUUUUAACGCUGGAACUACCAAUAGCUAAAGUAUAAAACUCGUACCAAGCAAAUCAACAUGCAGGAUAUACAGGGUGGUUGGUAACUGGUGGUACAAUCGGAAAGGAGUUGAUUCUACGCGAAAAAAGAAGUCGAAAAUAUAGAAUAAAAAUUUUUCGUUUGAGGCUUUGUUUUCGAGAAAAUCGACUUUGAAUUUCCGCUCGGUACGCGUGCGGCACGUUAUAACGGAUCUCACUGUAGAUCGUUGCCUCGAUGGAAAAAUUAAAAAAAAAAAUAAAAAAAAAUUUUUAUUCUAUAUUUUCGACUUCUUUCUUCGCUUAGAAUCAUCCCCUUUCCGCUUGUACCACCAGUUACCAACCACCCUGUAUAAAGAUAGAUAUAGCGCAGAAAGACCACUUUAUCAAAAAUCAUUGAAAUCCUUCAAAAUAAAUCAUUUUAGAUCUAUGUAUAAAACUAUCGUGAAAAAUUACGAUCCGAUCAUUUUCACUACUCUGCUAGUUCUUACGCCAAAGACACCCUAAUAUUUGAGCAAAACAUAUUUUUCAUAGCUUUACCACAAAUAACUUGAUCGAGAUAAUAGUACGAAGCUUGUAGGAUUGAUAGACGCAGGCUGGCUGUCGCACAAGUGUCGAAUUCCAAGCGAACUUCAUACGAGGAGAACCUGACAUUCUUCUCGACGGGAUGUCGCGAAGUUAAAAGCCUUCGGGCUGCGCUGAGCCCAAUCUUCGAUACGCUCGCGCAAUACGCGUCAGGUUCCCGCGACCAGAAAAGCUUACACUUGCCUUCUCGAAACUUCGACCGGCCGAUUGGCACGGAGAAAGGCGAAAAGUUGCUUCUUUUCCAAGAAGGUCCGAUUUCUCCAGUUCGAUUCACUCGUGAGUUUGCACUUAUAAAGUUUCCGAGAAACUUAGGAUCCCUUACGAAAUUGCUGAGAGUUUCGUUCGAAAUUCGAGACAGAUCGCUGCUUUGAUUCGACUUCUGCAAUAUUUCUCUUUUAAAGUAACUUUCAUAUUAUUCCAUACAUUGAUUAAUUAUCUGUACAGCUUGAAACGCCUUGUUAACUAAAAUUGAUUAAUCGGAUCGUGUUUCACAAGUUAGCCGCGUCGAGGUGCUUCUUAGCAUUUUUCAAUCUUUGCUUCGAUCUCUGAUAUUUACUUACGCUUUACUCGAGAAAUUUGGAAAAAAAAAAGAAAAAAUACAAGUCCUAGUAAAAUUUACACGAUAUAAACGACUGAAAAAUCGAACACCAUUUCGAACCACGUGACGUCUAAUGGGUAAAUAAUAAAUAAAGCGACCGACGCUUAACGAAAAAUAAGAGAAUCGAUGAAAUUGGAUGAGAGAACCGAUUUUUAAACGCGAUAAUCGGAUAAAAGAAGCGUAACGAGUAGAAAUCGGCGAUUGAAGGAAACGAACGAAACGAGAACGGACGAGCAUCGAAUCAGGAAGAAUCGGACUUAAAUCUAGCUGUGUGAGUUAGAUUCAUAGGGGUGUAACGUCGUUGUACAUACUUACAUUAGAUGUGUAUUCGUAUACACGUAAAGGUGCAGCUUUAAUGUAUGUAAAUGUAAUGUAAAAGGGAUAUCACUAGCGUUUACUUAACGUGUGCUAUGUUUCGUGUACAUGUACAUACAUACAUAAACGAGAAAGGGACGGAGUAGGUGUGUUUCUGCACAUUUCAAGCGCAAUGUCGCGAGAAACGCGAACUGGUAAUUACGAACGCGUCUAGUUUGUACGUUCGAUCGAACAUAUCGGGGAAUCGCAUCGUUUUAUCCUGUUAACUUUGAUCGAUUGAACGAUAAGCGAAGAGAAGAAUCCUUUGAAAUCGAGGCUCACAACGUUCGUCGAGAACGACGUAAUGCGAUGUGAACUGCAUUAUAGGAUUUAAUAAACGGAGGAACCUUUAGCGCGCGUACAUUUGUAAGGAACAUAGAGAAUGCAUAGGACAAAGUCUUUCGCUCGAAGAUUAAACAUAUCCGUCCUGUAUUUAUUUGAUUUCUCUCCUUCGCGUACGUGUCGUGUUUCAUUGGCGUAGAAUUUGAUGCUGCUUGGUACGGAUGAGAUAUCGCAUCGCAUUCUGCUGAAUUUCUCGGAUACUAUGAUCUAAAUUAUUCAAGAUAGCUUGUACCAAUGAAAAAUAAUCGAAUUCGACGAUAUGGAACUAAUCGUACGUAAUUUCUGAAAAUGUACCUGCUUUACAAUUCUACAAAUGAUUUUUGAAAUUUACAACUGAAAGUGCUUGUACAGAAUUGCAUCUAAGAUAGUUGAACUAGUGCACGUUACGAUUGAAUUGAAAAUUUCGAUCCCUUUCUAUUCGAACGUGAUGAUAAACGAUGAAGUCUUACGAACUAUAUAUAUCCCACUAUAAAUAUAUUUCAAGCCAAGCGAAAACGCUUUAAUUUAAAAACUUUCUCGAAGCUUUUUCAUAAAGUUUUCUCUUAUGACCGUAUGGGUAAAAAGAAACGAAAGAUUUAAAUCUCAUCCAGGCAAUUAAAACUAAUGGCCGUCAAAAGAAAGAAAUGUAACAUGUUCCAGGAACACGACCCGUAUCUCCUUCAUGUGCGAGUAAGUUAAUUGUACAUACGUGGAACAAAUCGUGGGCGAGAUCAGUUGCCUGUUCGCAACGCAACAAAGGAAUAUUCGCGUGUUUUUUUCUUUAGGGCGAUUUCCCAAGUAAGACUGUGCACGAGGUUCGAAUUCGUUGCAGCUGGUCGUUUCGAAAGCCAAGCACGCUGCUCCAGCGAUUUUAAUGUGUUUGCAUGCUCGCAUUCGUCGCGACGCGAACGCGACCACGCACUUGCCACUUUUGCGUUACGUGCUCAGCACGAAAGUUCAUUUUCCUUACUGCAGCGGACGAGGGGCCAAAACGCGUGAUAGAAUUUAAAGAGAAACAAAAAAGAAAAAAAAAAACAAAAAAGAGACAGUACAUUUGGAACCAUGCUCGUACCAAGAGAAUAUUUCAAUAGGAAACGCGCGAGCGAAAACGCUAUGUUAAGUAGGUACGCAUUGUAUGCUGUCUACUCGAUGUUUUUGAUUUUUGGUUGAUCGUAGUACCACGGUAAACAAAUUAUGAUCGUACAAAAUUGAAUAAUAAUGGUAAGACACGUAGUUUAAGAUGGAGAGAGCUCGAUACAGAAAUUAUCGUAAGGGGAAUUAAUUCUAUCGAACAUUAACAGCCAUUGUAUUUUGUUUUCUCUGAAAGGUGCGUAAUGUUUAGAAGGUUAAUGCGUUUUAAUAAGAAAAUUUGUAACGAAAUUAAUAUUUCGUUGGUUACAAUUUCAAACUCGAUUCGUCGAUUAUACUUCGAAUAUUUAUUAUCUAAAUCUUGAAUCAAAUCUUCGAUGAAAUUGAAUUUACAUUAUGACGAAUACGAUGUACGUUUCGCUAACAGCUGUUUCAAUUUCUAGCAAUCAAUUCUAAAAUUCCAGCAUAAUUUUACAAAAUUAUUUAUUUACUUACCGCAGCUGAACAUUCCAUAUCUACUUAGUUUCAUAAAUUAUGAUACCACCUGCUAAGAAUUUCUCAAUACUUUCUUCCAGUUCAGAUCAACUUAUUUCACCGUGAUACAGCCAUAUCUCCGCGUUAAGACUUCCCGCCUAAAUUUAUCCUACAAAAAUCCAUCUCGUUCUUUCGUCAAGUUAUUUCAUGCACGUUUCUCUAUCGAGCUCUUCGAACUCUCGUUAAAACGAGUCCUCUUCAACGUCAUUCGUAUUCGCGUAUUCGCUCGCGUCGCUCAGUCUCACCUUAAUCGUCUAACUUUUUUCAAACAAAUACUGGCCUUUCCUAGUAGAACAGUGAAAACAAAUACGUAUCAAGGCCACCUUACGAUUCAAAACAUAAAACUAAGAGCCGCGUAACGCGUACUUGAUACGUAUAACCUAUUGUAACGCUUUGCUCUAGGUGUACCUAGUAAAUAAAAUAUAAAAAGAAGCGUAAAGAAAACAGAGAAGAAAAAAAUAUAAUAGCCUGAACGCGACACGUGGCUCGUGUACAGGAGGUCGCGAGAGAAGGAUCGAUAUUGCACGGUAAAGAGGCUUGGAACAACAAUAUUCGACCAAUAAUCGUAAUUCAUAAGAUAAGCUAACUCAAAGAUACACGUACAUAAACACUCACACGCAUACAUACAAUGUACACGUACACCGGAUGUGCGCAUAAAAGAGCACCACUUAAGCCCCAAAGUGUGCAAAAGUUCGAUUUCCAUUGGUUUUCAUAAAGAAACGUUAUAUAAUCGAUAAUACAAUCGAUUAAACAUACAUUAUGAGGAGAAAAUAUGGGAAUCGAACGAAUAUUGUACGCUUUUUAUUCUUUCCUCCAGUUUUUUCGUUCGUCGUUCCUCCGUUCAACGUUCGUUUAAUCGGCACAAUUAACCGCAACAGAUGUGUACAUAAUCGAUAAAAGAAACCAUACAGCACCGUGUCCGUUUGAUGUGAUGUAAUUAAGUAAUAACGUCUAAGUGAAACAAAGAUAUGGUACGGGAGAAUAUAUAUUAAUAUAAAUACAAAAUAUAAAGUAUAAAUACACGUCGUGUAUAAUUAGUACUGUAUUCUGCAUAAAUUCACCGAGAAAUAAAAAAUACUCGAUUA
Messenger RNA from Bombus huntii, 12478 nucleotides. RefSeq names its product dual specificity calcium/calmodulin-dependent 3',5'-cyclic nucleotide phosphodiesterase 1-like. Gene Ontology annotation, biological process: signal transduction. The transcript has 12 exons. The coding region runs from base 3443 to 5632 and encodes 729 amino acids. NCBI's taxonomy places the organism in Eukaryota, Metazoa, Arthropoda, Insecta, Hymenoptera, Apidae. The record is from RefSeq and is a predicted model, not a curated record. Gene Ontology annotation, molecular function: 3',5'-cyclic-AMP phosphodiesterase activity.